Syngnathoides biaculeatus (alligator pipefish) is the source of this 1476-nucleotide messenger RNA. RefSeq names its product leukocyte surface antigen CD53-like. Gene Ontology annotation, cellular component: membrane. Bases 368 to 1096 code for a protein of 242 amino acids. The transcript is spliced from 7 exons. The record is from RefSeq and is a predicted model, not a curated record. Lineage: Eukaryota; Metazoa; Chordata; Actinopteri; Syngnathiformes; Syngnathidae.
UUGGCACAAUAUGGUCAGGCUUUCAUUUUUGGUGUCUUACUCUGUCGGUAUGCUUUAGUAUUGACCUUUACAUAGAACAAAGUCUUAAUUACAAAUUCUUGUGUCUAGCUGACGGGAAAUUUGAAGCAAGUGAAGUACUUCUCACAGUUACAUGUUUAGUGUCCUCAGACUUUCUGAAGGAAGUUGAAACAAACUGAACAGAUAACUCAAGGCAUAAUGUAUGACUUGAGUCUGAAUAGGUCACAAGUUCUCAUGGUGCUAGUGGCUCAGUGUCACCAUAUCAAACACUAUUGUGAUGUAAACACAGAGCGACCAAAAGGAGCAAUCUCUUUUUUUCCAACUGAUCUCUGUCGCUCUAAGUAAGUUAAUGUUAUGUGCAUAUGAUACUACAGAAGAGAUGGAACGCUCCUGUGUGAACUGCCUAAAAAACCUGAUGGUGUUUCUUAACUUCCUGUGUUGGCUGUGUGGUGCGUUUGUCGUUGCCUUUGGGAUAUUUCAGGGCAUACACUCCAAGUUUGCGUCGCUCAUCACAACUUUCUGGCCCAUCUACCCAGCCAACACUUUGGUGGUCACUGGUACCCUUGUUACAUGUGUGUGUUAUCUGGGUGUGCUUGGAGCAAUGAAGGAAAAUCGUUGCCUACUCAUCAGCUUUUUUGUCCUGCUGUUCAUCCUGAUGCUGGUAGAGCUGGCUAUGGCGUGUGUGUUCCUGGUUUACAGCAGAGAACUUGACACAUUUUUUGGCAAAGACCUGAAUAAAAGUUUGGAAAUCUACAGACAGUCGGGUACCAGAGAGAACGAGAUCAUUAAAGAUGAUUUUGAUGCUGUCCAGCACUUGUUUAGGUGCUGUGGAGUACAUGGCGAGGCAGACUGGAUGGGUAAAGUUCCCAUUUCUUGUUGUGUACAAGAUCCCUGCACCUCCCCCAUCCACACCAACUGGAAAGAGGGUUGUCUCAUUAAACUGAAGAACUGGUUUGAAGGAAAUUAUCGGAGCACUGGGGCAGGCGUCGUCACACUCUUUAUCAUACAGUUCGCUUGUCUGUGUUUCAACAUCCCUCUGUUUUGCCACUUCAGUAGAAACGGACUGGGAUACUUGUGAAAAUUAUAUCGCCAGUCACAAUUACCUUCUGGAUCUUAUCAACAUACCAGUCAUGAACAAAUGUUUGUAAAUGUUUCAAGAGGUAUUUUUUUCUGUUCAAGCUGUGUUCACACUAAUUCUUUCACUUUUGAGUCACAUAACUUUUAAUUUAUAACAUUCUAAAUUCAUCAUUUCUCUAUUUGAUUGCAUAUUUUUUUUCUUGUAUGUUAUUAUUGACCGUUGAUUUACUUUUCCAAAUGCAGAAAACAUGCUGAUCAAUGUUCCAUAAUUCAAACUGAAUAUAUAAAUUUGAAUUAAGUUGGGAUGUGUUAAAUAAAAAUAGAAUACAAUGAUUUUUAAAUUAUGUUCAACCUAUAUUUGAAUGCACUACAAAAACAAGA